Fundulus heteroclitus (mummichog) is the source of this 960-nucleotide messenger RNA. RefSeq lists its product as uncharacterized. Bases 1 to 876 code for a protein of 291 amino acids. Lineage: Eukaryota; Metazoa; Chordata; Actinopteri; Cyprinodontiformes; Fundulidae. The transcript has 12 exons. The record is from RefSeq and is a predicted model, not a curated record.
AUGACAUACUUUCAAAGAACAAGGUACACAACCAGUCUGCAUCCUCAGGAGAAGGUGGCAGAGGAGGAGGAAGAGGAGGAGGGUGAGGUAGAGGGUGAGGAGGAGGAGGAGGCGCUUCAUUACAGAUCUUCAAAGAACAAGCGAACCAGCGAAGAGGAAGAGUGCAUUGGGGAUGAAGAGGACAUAAUACCACCGUCUAAGAAAAAGACAGCUGCUGAAGUUAGAAAACACCUGGACGAACAGAUGUGGGAGAAAAGAAAGCUCGACCAAAUGCAAAGAAAUUUGCAGGAGUUGAGGAAUGAACUCCAAACUCUUAAAAAUGAAAAUGAACGUCUGAAAGACAUUAUCAUCAAUCAUAUCCCUCAAAUUAAAAGUGACCUCGCCAUUAUUGCUCAAAAGACUGGAAGGACUCCUGUGGAAGAUCUUGAUUCCUCCUUCUUGACUUUUGUGCAACCGAUUCCAGAAAGGAGAUCGAGCACAGAGGAGACCGAGCCCUUUAAAAAGAGUCACAUGGUGACUGAGCUCUUUGGAGAGACACCACAGACUGCAUCAACAGCUGAGACCUCAGCAAAAACACAGAUUGAAGUUAUAAAGGGCUCUGGAGUGUUUUGCCAGGCAGAAGCAUGGAAAGCAGCCCGCCUUGCCACCUCUGCUACUGCCAUGGUGCGGAAUCUGCUAAUGGGCACCUUUGUCCUGGAGACUUUGCUGAAAAGCAACCUAAAUGGUGGGAAGCCAACCAGAGGGGAUAGGGAGCAGCUGGUCGCCCUUGACCAAAUUAAAAAGGCAGCCAUUAUUGGCAUCAACAGAGACUGUAUAAGAUGCUACAUUGAAGAAGUGGCCAGCAGCCAGCCGAGGGCAGAUAGGCACAUCCAUUAAUUCAAAGCUCACAGAGCUGAGAAGAUCCACAAGAUAAUUUCUUGGGGGGUAUUUCUGUUACUUUUUUUUGUUCUUGUACUUUGA